This is a messenger RNA of Talpa occidentalis (Iberian mole), 2092 nucleotides long. It is a transcript of the gene EBF4, whose product is annotated as EBF family member 4. The transcript has 17 exons. Bases 1 to 2085 code for a protein of 694 amino acids. Lineage: Eukaryota; Metazoa; Chordata; Mammalia; Eulipotyphla; Talpidae. Gene Ontology annotation, biological process: regulation of transcription by RNA polymerase II. The record is from RefSeq and is a predicted model, not a curated record. Gene Ontology annotation, molecular function: RNA polymerase II cis-regulatory region sequence-specific DNA binding; DNA-binding transcription factor activity, RNA polymerase II-specific.
AUGGCCCGGGCCCGCGGCCAGGCCCCGGGGGGCGGCGGGCGGCGGCGGCCGCGGCGGGGCGGCGCGGGGGCCGGGCCCCGGGGGGAGUCGGCCGGGCUGCUGCUGCUGCUGCUCCAGGUGCUGCCGCCCGGGGCCGCGGCGGGGCCGGGGCGCCGGGGCGCGCGGGGCGCCGGCGGCGGCGGCGUCUGCUGGCCCGGCGCGGCCCCUGCCUUUCCCCGGGACGCGCGGCUGCUGCUGCUCCUGGCGCCGCCGCGCGCGAGCCCCGCGCCCGCCGCCUCCGCCUCCCGGAUGGACGCUCUGCCCCGCGGCGGGCUGAACCUGAAGGAGGAGCCGCUGCUGCCCGCCGGCCUGGGCUCCGUGCGCUCCUGGAUGCAGGGCGCCGGCAUCCUGGACGCCAGCACCGCCGCGCAGAGUGGUGUGGGCCUGGCACGAGCACAUUUUGAGAAGCAGCCACCCUCCAACCUCAGGAAGUCCAAUUUCUUCCACUUCGUGCUGGCCAUGUACGACCGGCAGGGGCAGCCGGUGGAGGUGGAGCGCACGGCCUUCAUCGACUUCGUGGAAAAGGACCGAGAGCCUGGGGCCGAAAAGACGAACAACGGGAUCCAUUACCGCCUCCGGCUAGUAUAUAACAAUGGACUUCGGACAGAGCAGGACCUUUACGUGCGCCUCAUAGAUUCCAUGUCCAAGCAGGCCAUCAUCUAUGAGGGGCAGGACAAGAACCCCGAAAUGUGCCGCGUGCUGCUCACCCAUGAGAUCAUGUGCAGUCGGUGCUGUGACCGGAAGAGCUGUGGCAACCGGAAUGAGACGCCCUCAGACCCCGUCAUUAUUGACAGGUUCUUCCUCAAGUUCUUCCUCAAAUGCAACCAGAAUUGCCUAAAGAAUGCUGGGAAUCCCCGAGACAUGCGCCGCUUCCAGGUGGUGGUGUCCACAACGGUGAGCGUGGACGGACACGUGCUGGCCGUGUCCGACAACAUGUUUGUGCACAACAACUCCAAGCAUGGCCGCAGGGCGCGCCGCCUGGACCCCUCAGAAGCUGCCACCCCCUGCAUCAAGGCCAUCAGUCCCGGGGAGGGCUGGACCACGGGCGGCGCCACCGUCAUUGUCAUCGGAGACAACUUCUUCGACGGGUUGCAGGUCGUGUUCGGGAACGUACUCGUGUGGAGCGAGCUCAUCACGCCCCAUGCCAUCCGGGUGCAGACGCCCCCGAGGCACAUCCCUGGGGUGGUGGAGGUGACCCUCUCCUACAAGUCCAAGCAAUUUUGCAAAGGAGCCCCCGGCCGCUUUGUCUACACAGCCCUGAAUGAGCCCACUAUUGACUACGGAUUCCAGAGACUACAGAAAGUCAUUCCCAGACACCCCGGAGAUCCCGAGAGGCUACCCAAGGAGGUGCUGUUGAAGCGGGCGGCCGACUUGGCGGAGGCUCUGUACGGAGUGCCCAGCAGUAACCAGGAGCUGCUCCUGAAGCGGGCUGCGGACGUGGCCGAGGCUCUGUACAGCGCCCCCCGCGCGCCCGCGCCGCUCGGCUCCCUGGCCCCGAGCCACCCGCACCCCGCCGUGGUGGGCAUCAACGCCUUCAGCAGCCCGCUGGCCAUCGCCGUCGGGGACGCCACGCCGGGCCCGGAGCCGGGCUACGCGCGCAGCUGCAGCAGCGCGUCGCCCCGCGGGUUCGCGCCCAGCCCCGGGUCGCAGCAGAGCAGCUACGGCAGCGGCCUCGGCGCCGGCCUCGGCGGUUACGGGGCGCCAGGCGUGGCCGGCCUCGGCGUGCCCGGGUCUCCGAGCUUCCUCAAUGGCUCCACGGCCACCUCGCCCUUCGCCAUCAUGCCCUCUAGCCCCCCGCUGGCCGCUGCCUCCUCCAUGUCCCUCCCGGCCGCUGCCCCCACCACCAGCGUCUUCUCCUUCUCGCCUGUCAACAUGAUCUCCGCUGUCAAACAGAGGAGCGCCUUCGCCCCCGUGCUGCGCCCACCCAGCUCCCCACCCCAGGCCUGCCCCAGAGCCCACGGAGAGGGGCUUCCAGACCAGCCUUUUGAGGAUUCUGACAAGUUCCACUCUCCAGCCCGGGGGCUUCAGGGUCUGGCGUACUCCUAAUGCCGGU